AAAAGUACUACUAUAAAAAUCUUGCUCUUGGAACCGAACCUUAGCCGUUUCCGAAAAUGGCUUACCUUACUAGGAUUCCUGUCGGUCGAAUCUUUGGCUUCUGGAGCCGGUCAUUUUCUUCUCCAAUCAAAAACCCAUUCUUCAGUUCCACUCUAUCUCAUGUUCCUUCAUACAAAAUUUCUACAACAGCCCAUUACUCAUCUCCUUCGCCUUCACCUCCUCCUCCUUUGUCUGCUGCAAUGAAUACCCAAGUCUUUAGCAGCAGUAGUCGUUGGAGGCCCAUGUGUUUGUACUUCACUCAAGGCAAGUGUACCCAGAUGGAUGAUCCUUCCCAUCUAGAGAAAUUUAAUCAUGAUUGUUCCAAAGAUCUUCAAGUUAAUGGCACUGACAUUGAGAAAAAAUGCUCUCAAAAUGUGGAUUUUCUUUUGGUGAUUGAUCUGGAAGGGAAAGUCGAGAUACUUGAGUUUCCCGUGCUGCUUAUAGAUGCAAAAUCCUUGAGUUUAGUGGAUUUCUUUCACAGGUUUGUGAGGCCGACUAAAAUGAGUGAGCAAGCAGUAAACAAAUACAUUGAAGGAAAAUAUGGUGAAAUUGGGGUUGAUAGAGUCUGGCAUGAUACGGCUCAGCCAUUUAAGGAAGUUAUGCAGCAGUUUGAAGCUUGGCUGAGUCAACAUAACCUAUGGGAAAAGGAAAAGGGCAGCCGCCUUACUCGUGCAGCAUUUGUAACUUGUGGAAACUGGGAUUUGAAGACAAAGAUCCCUCAGCAAUGUGAAGUUUCUGGGAUCAAGCUACCUCCAUAUUUUAUGGAAUGGAUCAAUCUAAAGGAUGUAUAUCUAAACUUUUAUGGCCGUGAGGCCAGAGGAAUGAUGUCAAUGAUGAAACAACUCGAAAUCCCAUUGUUGGGAUGUCACCAUCUAGGUAUUGAUGACUCGAAAAAUAUAGCAAGGGUACUGCAACGCAUGCUUGUCGAUGGAGCACUUAUGCAAGUUACUGCAAAGAGAAAUCCUGGAUCUCAAAAAGUUGAAUUUCUCUUUGAGAACCGUAUCCAACAUCCAUCAAGACAAAGGCGAUAACCAGCGUUAAGCUAAAUAUAAACCUUUAGGUACUUCAUUACACAUAAAGUAUGAUCAUUUUGAGAAAUAGUUAUCUGGAAUCCUCUGUUUUGAUGUUUUCGAGUUUUAAUCCAGUUGAUGCCUGGUCGAAUUCUUCAUCGAACAAGCUUUCAGUAGAACAUUUAGAUUGACCCUUUUUUCCUUUUUGAACUUGUUUGUCACUUUCCUGUAAGAUACACAAAAUCAUAAGCCUGGCGAUUCAUAUAUCAAUGUUGCGUAUUGAUUCA
This is a messenger RNA of Gossypium raimondii (Peruvian cotton), 1336 nucleotides long. RefSeq lists its product as uncharacterized. NCBI's taxonomy places the organism in Eukaryota, Viridiplantae, Streptophyta, Magnoliopsida, Malvales, Malvaceae. The transcript is spliced from 6 exons. Gene Ontology annotation, molecular function: nucleic acid binding; 3'-5'-RNA exonuclease activity. The record is from RefSeq and is a predicted model, not a curated record. Bases 57 to 1070 code for a protein of 337 amino acids. Gene Ontology annotation, biological process: exonucleolytic trimming to generate mature 3'-end of 5.8S rRNA from tricistronic rRNA transcript (SSU-rRNA, 5.8S rRNA, LSU-rRNA).